ACCCGCGAGUAAGCCGGCCCUCCCCGGCGGCGGGGUCCCGCUGGCACCGGGAGCUCCGCAGGGGCGAGGGGCCGGCGGGGGCUCGAGGUGCCGCGCGAGCCGGGCCCUUUCCCCAGGCCGCGCGGGAGCUGCCGGCUCGGGGGCCGGGCCUCGGAGCACAAGCCAAUGGGAGCGCGGCUGGCCCCGGCCGCCGGCCGCCUCGGAAUGUUGAUACAGCGCGAGAGCCAAUGGGCGUGCGCCGGGGGCGGGGCCGCGGGGCGGGGCGCGCGAGCCGCGCGAAGGGGGCGUGGCCGGCCGGCAGCCUCCCGGCCGCGCGGCGCGGGCGGCGGCCGAUUGAGGGCGGGGGUCGGCGGCCCGGCCAGCCCGGCCCGGCCCGGCCCGGGGCCGUGUCCUGAGCGUCCGCCCUCGCCGCUGCAGCCUCGGCACCCGGCCGGCCGGCCAUGGAGGCCGAGCGCUCUCCGGUGCCCGUUCCGGGUUGCGGGCGCCCCCCGCCCCGUGCCGCCGGCCGGGACCCCGCGGCCUCGCCCAUGUCGGUGCCCGCGCCGCCGCAGGGCCCUGCCGUGGGCGGCGGCUUUGCGGGCUUGGAGUUCGCGCUGCCUCAGGAGCCAGAGCCGCGGGCGGCGGACCUGGGGGUCCCGGGGACGUGGGCGGGGGCGGGAGGAGCGGCGGGGCCCCCGACGCCGUCGGCGCACAUCCCGGUGCCAGCGCAGAGGUGAGCCAGGGUCCCGCGCGCCAGGCCGAGAGACCCCCCAGGAAAAUCCCGGCUGGACGAGGUCAUGGCUGCGGCAGCCCUCACCAGUCUGUCCACCAGCACCCUCCUUCUGGGGGCCCCAGCUGCAGCCUGUAGCCCAGAGCCUGGCUUGGAGCCCUGGAAGGAGGCCCUGGUGCGGCCACUGGGCAGCUGCAGCAGCAGCGGAGACUGGGGCUGGGACCUGGCCAGUGACCGGUCCUCUCCGUCUAUCCCUUCACCCCCACUGCCCUCCGAGGCAGCCCAUUUCCUAUUCGGGGAACCUGCCCCAAAGAAGAGAAAGCAGGCGGCAGGCAGAGCCUGAGCAGAGCGACGGGGAGGAGGACUUCUACUACACAGAGUUGGACGUUGGCAUGGAUGUGCUGACAGACGGGCUGUCCAGCCUGUCUCCAGCGUCCCCCUCGGCCUCCGUGCCCCCCGCCUCCCCCCGCCUGGAGCUGCCAGAGCCUCGGACCCUGUCCAGCCUGCUGCACCCGCUGGCCCUGCCCCCAGUUCCGGUGCUGAGCCCCGUGGCACCCCGCGAGGCGCGCCGAGGUGACGACGCCUGCCAGGGCUGCCUGGCCCCCACCCGCCCGGAGCCACAGCCGACCACCGUCAGGACCUGUGUGCCGACCCCGCCCUCCAGACUCGGCGCCAGCCCAAGGAAGCCCCGAGGUGAUGCCAAGAAGUGCCGGAAGGUGUAUGGCAUGGAUCACAGGCACCUGUGGUGCACAGCCUGCCGCUGGAAGAAGGCGUGCCAGCGCUUCCUGGACUGAGCCCCCCACCCCGCCCCCCACCCCCAUGCCAGCGCUCCCUGGACUGAGCCCCCCCAUCCCGCCCCCUGCCCCCCGCCCCCAUGCCAGCGCUCCCUGGACUGAGCCCCCCAUCCCGCCCCCUGCACCCCGCCCCCAUGCCAGCGCUCCCUGGACUGAGGGUCCCCCAUCCUGCCCCCCCCAUGCCAGCACUCCCUGGACUGAGCCCCCCCAUGGCCCCUGCACCCCCCCACCUCUCUGUGCCCGCGCUCCCUGGACUGAGGCCCUCCCCGCCCCCACCCCCACCCGCACUUCCUGGACUGAGCCCCCCACCCAUCCCCAUGCCCCACACCGUGCUGCUGCCUGCUCUCCAGGACUUUUUAAAGGAAAAAAUAAGCUACCCCCGACUCCCCAGCCUGGGGCUUCUCCCAGCUGCAGGGUCUACUUUUUAACAGUGGGGGAAGUUGGUGACCCUGGACCCCCAGAGGUUGGGGGGGAGGGGUUCUUGCCACUCAAAGUGCCUCUGAAGAAACCAGCCUUUUGCACUAAAGCCAACCUCACGGCCUUCCCCCUGGCCCGGGGUCCCUGGGGGUGGCUGCCCUCCCUGCCCGUCAGCCCGUGGACUUGUCAGGGCGCUGAGGCCGAACUUCAGGGCCGCGUGGGGGGCCAGUCUGUGAUGCGCCCUGAGGGGAGGGGCCUCCUGCCUGCACUUAACUUGAUGGUUCCAGGGCCCGGGGGCUGACCUUUGUCUCCUGUUUGUGAAGCUCAGGUGUCUCGAGUCUGGGCCUGGCCCUACCAGGCGAGGAGAAAAAUUAAAGAUUUGGGGUUUUUCCAGAAA
This is a messenger RNA of Acinonyx jubatus (cheetah), 2317 nucleotides long. RefSeq names its product SLC2A4 regulator (gene SLC2A4RG). Gene Ontology annotation, biological process: regulation of transcription by RNA polymerase II. Gene Ontology annotation, molecular function: DNA-binding transcription factor activity; RNA polymerase II cis-regulatory region sequence-specific DNA binding. The transcript has 7 exons. Bases 166 to 1503 code for a protein of 445 amino acids. The record is from RefSeq and is a predicted model, not a curated record. Gene Ontology annotation, cellular component: nucleus. Lineage: Eukaryota; Metazoa; Chordata; Mammalia; Carnivora; Felidae.